Molecule: messenger RNA, 986 nt
Organism: Hydra vulgaris (swiftwater hydra)
Lineage: Eukaryota; Metazoa; Cnidaria; Hydrozoa; Anthoathecata; Hydridae
Source: RefSeq, a predicted model, not a curated record
UAAAACAUGGAUCAUUAUUAAUAUUAUUAAAACCACUCAUCAUUAUAGUAUCAAUGUAGUAUUUUUGAACGUACGAUAAGUAUGAACUAAAAAAAUGUCAUUCCAUACAUAUUGUAUGUCCAAUAAAUAAUCAAUUUGUUUCUUUUUUACUAUAAAAAUAAAAAUUUCAGUUAGAUUCUUUUACAAUGGCAAGACAAAAAUAUAAGACAAAAGUUUGUAGAUCAAAACGAAGACUUCAAUAUACAGAUAGCCAAUUAAGAGAUGCUAUUAAUGCUGUUAAAAAAGGUAUGGUUGUGUACAAAGCAAGCAAGACGUUUGGAAUUCCUUAUCAGACGCUUCGUGAUAAAAUAUCUAGAAAAACUUCUCUGAAGAUACAACACUGCGGUUAUGAAUCGGUACUAGGUGAACACAGUGAAACUAAAUUAGUCGAGUGGUUACUAACAUGCACCAGAAUGGGAAUUGCCAUGUCUGUAGUACAGCUAUUAAAUACUGUGCAAAAAUACUUGAAUUCCAACAAUAUAAAAACACAAUUUACUAACAACCGUCCUGCAAAAGGUUGGUCUUAUGCAUUUCUUCGUCGUCACGAACAGUUAUCUCAAAAACGAGGUGAAUACUUAAACCGAGCUAGAGGAGGAGUAACUGAAAAAGCCAUAAGAGAUUGGUUUACUGAAAUUCCAAAGCUUUUAGGAGAAAACGCUCAAUAUUUAAAUGAUUUGCUGCGCGUGUUCAAUAUGGAUGAGAGUGGUUUUCAGUUGUCACCAAAAACUAAUUUAUUAAUUGGUGAACGAGGAAAAAAAACAUAUGAAGAAAGUGUUCGAAGUAAUAAAAAAAACAUCACCACUUUAUUUGCAGUAAAUGCCAACGGAACUUUUGCUCCACCAUUAACAAUUUUUAAAUAUGUUCGUCUUCCAAAUAGAAUUAUAAAUACUGCUCCAUCAGGAUGGGUAUUGGAAAAAGUGAAAAUAGUUGGAUGACCGCAGAAUGUU